CCAAUCCCGCCUUCCGGCAGAGCCAAAAACUCCCUCAAAAAGGGAGAACCAAAAAAUCGCCGGCACAAAAUAGGAAAACAGAUUCAUCCCAGCCAAAAAAAAAAAAAAAACACAAAGAACCCAAACAUCGCCGGCGCCGGGGCCGGGAAGAAGGAAGAAGCUGCAAAAAAAAAAAAAAAUAAAGAGGAAGGAAAUGAAGCUAUGGAGGAAAGCCGCCGGUGCCGUGAAGGACCAGAACAGCAUCCUCCUAGCCAGCUUCCUGACCCCUCGGAGCUCUUCCCGGGACGGCAGCCUCGAGGCGGCGAUCAUCAAGGCCACCAGCCACGACGGCGACAGCGUCGACUACCGCCACGCGCGGCGCGUGUUCGAGUGGAUCAGGACGUCGCCGGUGAGCCUGAAGCCGCUGGUGUGGGGUCUCAGCGUGAGGAUGGAGAGGACGCAGAGCUGGGUCGUGGCUCUGAAAGGUCUCAUGUUGAUGCACGGCAUCUUCUGUUGCGACACGCCGGCGGUUCACCGGAUCGGAAGGUUGCCGUUCGAUCUGUCGAAUUUCGCCGACGGGCAUUCGAAUCCGACGAAGGUGUGGGGGUAUAAUACGUUCGUUAGGGCCUACUUCACGUUCUUGGAUCGGAGAUCCUCCCUCUUGUACCCCACUUGCAGCACAAACCACAAGUGCAGAAGGAUGUUGUCGUCAAAAAGAACGGCCGCCAUGACUACUCCUCCUCCGGCGGCCAACGACGAGGACAACCAUGAUGAUCACGAUGUGGUUACGAUCACAAAGCUGGAACUGUGGCAAGAGAUCCAGAAGCUGCAGAAGUGGCAGAAACUGCUGGACCUUCUCCUCCAAAUCAAGCCGCUGGCCGACAACAUGAAGCGAGACGCUCUGAUAAUGGAAGCCAUGGACUGCGUCAUCGCGGAGAUCUUCGACCUCUACGGCAACAUCUGCAGCGGGGUUUCACGGGUCCUGAUGGAGGUCCACUCGGCCGGAAAGGCAGAGUCCACCAUGGUACUUCGUGUGCUGCAGAAGGCCAGGGUUCAGGGCAAGAACAUGGUUCUCUACUUCGAGUUCUGCCGCGCAUUUGGAGUUUUCAGCGCCAUGGAGGUCCCCAAACUGGAAGAGAUGGUGGCGAAGAAAGGAGGGGAUUACUACAAAGCUACCUCCGACGCCGGCGCCGGAUUUCCCCUUCACGAAAAGAGCUACAAAGCUGCAAUGGAAGAUGAUGAUGGUGGUGAAGUGACGAAGAAGAAGAUGAUGAAUGUGAGCAUUACUGCUAGUGGGAGGUUGCAGACGGUGAUAACGGACGAAUGGGAGGUGUUUGAUGAUGAUAACGAUCAAGAUUCCGUCGGUAAUUAUGGCGAUUUGUUGUCGAUAUGUGACGUUGGGUCGUCGCCGCCGACGAAUCCAUUUGAGAUGCCGGACGAUCAGCUGAUGGAUCUGCUAUCUACUCUGCCCACGCCUACUCAUGAACAAUAUCAGCUUUGUGUGUAUAAACAAGAUGAGCUUCCUGAUUUGAUUAGUUUCUAA
This is a messenger RNA of Linum tenue, 1522 nucleotides long. The record is from the annotation of a GenBank genome assembly. NCBI's taxonomy places the organism in Eukaryota, Viridiplantae, Streptophyta, Magnoliopsida, Malpighiales, Linaceae.